AUGCGAGUCCCACUAUCAUAUGAACACCAAAUCCAGCUGGUCCUAAUAGCUUCUGCAUUGAUAAUUCUCCUACUGCCUGUCAAUUCCGCUGCACCCAUCGAGACUGACUUGAAAGAAAAUCAGGAUCAAUCUGACAUAGAAACUUACUUACUUCGCCACUUAUCAAAAGCAGUAAUCGACGCACUUAAAGUUCUCAAGACCGUAAUUUUCGCUUAUAUUGCUCAUGUCAUGACAGUUCGCUCUGAUCCUAGCACGACCUUGCUACCAAACAUUUAUAAACGACUUUCAGCAUUGGCCUGGCCCACUGGCAGUGUUUAUGAAUCAUUUGGUGUAAUCGUUAAAUUAAGAAGUUCAAAUAAAUGGUUUUAUCCUAACGGUACCUCUAGAGAUACUUGUGAUCCUAUCAUAGCAUAUUCGAGCCUACCCACCCUAAAUAGCAAUAACCGGAUCAGCUCAACGACGCCCUUUAUCCCAUCACAAAGAGAAAUAUCUCCAUUUGAUGUUAACCCUGGACUUGAAAGUACAAGGAUGAACCAAUACGAUAACAUUGAAUAUCUAAAAAAUACAUUGGACAAAAUGGGCCCGAAGAAAGCCAAGCGCGUCAAAGUCUGUAUUUUUAAUGGCAGCCUAUACAUUGAUACCAACACACUAUUGAUUUCAAAAAACGGAACCAAUUUGCGGCUCAAAACUGCUGACAUGACAAUAUGUGGUUUAGGAGUAAACUGUACAUACCAGCUACCUGUUCAUCCAAGUUACGUGCGCUACUUUUCCAAGUCAAUGAUUGAUGAGCUUGAACUAUCUUCCUAUAUACAAAAACGUGCUUCCUUCAAGACCUUCAUUGCUUUUCUUCAGCUCGCCUAUACCGUUUAUGAAUCUGCAUAUAGUAUCAGAGGCGUGGUAGAAUUCCAAAAUACAUACGAGGAUUUGAAGGCUGAAGAAAAAGAAUAUUCUCAUUUUUUUGCGACAUUUUUUGUUCGUGUGUUUCCCGGUAUACCGAAAAAAAUAUUUACCGAUCGAGAAUGCAUUGCCUACGACAUAUUGUGCAAAGUUGGAAUAAAGCAAAAGGACGUUUAUGCUUUGGCCAACCCUUCCAAAACAGCCGAGAUAUUGAAUAGAGUCCAGUACCCUGACUGGUGGGAAGCUGUUGUUAUUCUUGGUAGCACAUUUAUUUGGAUAAUGCUUGGAUUUUGGCCAGGAUUUAUGACUGGAACAAUUACCGAAGUACUUGUCUUAAUUUGGAUCUUUGCUGGAUUUCUAUUUCUUAUUCUUCGUAUCUUCUUGUUUGAUCCAAGCUACCUUAUUGGCUGGAAAUUAUAUUUUUUUCUACGGUUUUUUUGCUGUUGCCAGGCAUCAGUCUUGUUCUUGCUGCCACAAUCUAUGGUUACGUUUUUGGAACUCAAAUAG
This is a messenger RNA of Phycomyces blakesleeanus NRRL 1555(-), 1404 nucleotides long. RefSeq lists its product as hypothetical. The coding region runs from base 1 to 1404 and encodes 467 amino acids. The record is from RefSeq and is a predicted model, not a curated record. The transcript has 3 exons. NCBI's taxonomy places the organism in Eukaryota, Fungi, Mucoromycota, Mucoromycetes, Mucorales, Phycomycetaceae.